Messenger RNA from Aaosphaeria arxii CBS 175.79, 789 nucleotides. RefSeq lists its product as uncharacterized. The record is from RefSeq and is a predicted model, not a curated record. The coding region runs from base 208 to 684 and encodes 158 amino acids. NCBI's taxonomy places the organism in Eukaryota, Fungi, Ascomycota, Dothideomycetes, Pleosporales. The transcript has a single exon.
UGUGUCAUGCAGAAAGCAGGCGGGCGUGUGAAGGAGUUUCGCGCGGGACGGGAGCGAGGACAUCGGACUGAGUUCGUUUCGUGACUUGACUGGACAACAGCUGUGGCUAUUUUCGGGCACUACCCCAAGUGCCCACGCUGAGAAGCUUGUCGCAUGCAGUUGCCGUUGCAGUCGAGGGCUAAUACUUGAACGUUGAAACAAUGUUCGAUGUGGGGAUGUCGAAAGAAUUUGAUACAUACGAUUAACGAUCAAGUGGAAUAUGGGUGGAUGGGAGUGAAUGUUCAAGGCUUGAUUGGUCCGUGCUAUACCACCAAAAAAGGAGAAGCUCCACUGUUCAGCUCUCUUCUACCCAACCUCAUCGUCUCUUCUUCUUUUUCUAUUGGAAGAUCGGCCGAAACGGGAAACACAAGCUGUAGAAAAGUAACUAUUCGACAUCAAUCCAUGAUUCCAAUGAUCGGACUUGUCGACAUGGAACCUGAGAGAGGCGAUCCAACCAUCUGUCAGCGUUCACUAACUACGAUGUUCGCGGUUCGCAAUGCUUACCUGACAGAGCUCCGGGAUAGGAGGCGAUGGAAUGGUCCCCAGAAACGUCAUGGCGCACUGCUCCGCCACAGUGAAGUGAGCCUCAAGAAGACGUUACGAGACAUGGCUCUGACCGACUCCUCGGGCCUUCCCUUCAGCUAGUCGGUGCAUGAAUAAAAAGACCCUAAACCCGUCUUGGCCACUAUUGAAUGGCGAUACAUUUAUCUACUGUCGGCAAGACAUACUAUCAUUUGUAUCAGAUGCCCC